This is a messenger RNA of Triplophysa rosa, 2176 nucleotides long. It is a transcript of the gene isl2a, whose product is annotated as ISL LIM homeobox 2a. Gene Ontology annotation, molecular function: DNA-binding transcription factor activity, RNA polymerase II-specific; cis-regulatory region sequence-specific DNA binding. Gene Ontology annotation, cellular component: nucleus. The coding region runs from base 385 to 1467 and encodes 360 amino acids. Gene Ontology annotation, biological process: positive regulation of transcription by RNA polymerase II; neuron fate specification; axonogenesis. The transcript has 6 exons. The record is from RefSeq and is a predicted model, not a curated record. Lineage: Eukaryota; Metazoa; Chordata; Actinopteri; Cypriniformes; Nemacheilidae.
UUUUCUCUGUUAUAAAUGAAUGUCAAUAAACAUAUUUAUUUUCAUAUUUGUUCCAUUUGAUAGCCUAUAGCCUACAUACCUAACUGUUGCGUCAUUCUGUUACAGGCACUUAUAUGUUUCACAGUUACGUUUGAAGAAACAAAAGUGCUUGUUUGCCCAUCAAUUACUCGGUAAACUGUAUUCAAAAUAUUGCCCUGCGCGUCGGACUGCUGAAAUUCUGGGGCGCGUGGUCCAGGUUUGCAUGUGACGUCAGGCCCCCGUGACGUCAGGGCCCGUGUCUGUGUUGCUCUUCCCACAGUCUCCAGAAGUUAUUAGUCAGCUCGGGACGAAGCAGUUUCCCCAUUCCAUUUCCUCCUCUAUAGCCUUCUGCCUUAACCCUCCUGUAUGGUGGAUAUUCUACCCCAUCCUUCUUUCUUGGGUGAUAUGGGGGAUCAUUCAAAAAAGAAGUCUGGAAUCGCCAUGUGUGUCGGCUGUGGGAGUCAGAUCCACGAUCAGUACAUACUGCGGGUGUCCCCGGACCUGGAGUGGCACGCAGCCUGCCUGAAGUGCGCAGAAUGCAGUCAGUACCUGGAUGAGACGUGCACUUGUUUCGUCAGGGAUGGCAAGACUUAUUGCAAGAGAGAUUACGUACGGCUAUUCGGGAUCAAAUGCGCCAAAUGUAACAUUGGUUUCUGCAGCAGUGACCUGGUGAUGAGGGCUCGGGAUAAUGUCUAUCACAUGGAGUGCUUCAGAUGCUCGGUGUGCAGUCGACAUCUGCUGCCGGGAGAUGAGUUCUCACUGCGGGAUGAGGAGCUGCUCUGCCGGGCGGAUCACGGGCUGCUGAUGGAGCGCGCUUCAGCCGGGAGUCCCAUCAGUCCUGGAAACAUUCACGCCAACGGCAGGCCCCUGCACAUUCCAGAACCCGUGCCAGUUCGACAGCCGCCUCAUCGGAACCACGUCCACAAGCAGUCUGAGAAGACCACGCGUGUUCGGACAGUAUUAAACGAAAAGCAACUGCACACUCUGCGGACUUGUUAUAACGCGAACCCGCGGCCGGACGCGUUAAUGAAAGAGCAGCUCGUGGAAAUGACCGGCCUGAGUCCACGCGUCAUACGAGUGUGGUUUCAAAACAAGCGCUGCAAGGACAAGAAGAGGUCCAUACUUAUGAAACAACUACAGCAACAACAACACAGCGAUAAAACGAAUCUUCAAGGUCUCACGGGAACGCCUCUGGUGGCAGGCAGCCCGAUUAGACAUGACACCACAGUCCAGGGAAAUCCUGUAGAGGUUCAAACCUAUCAGCCUCCCUGGAAAGCCUUAAGCGAGUUUGCCUUACAGAGUGACCUGGACCAGCCCGCUUUCCAACAGCUGGUUUCAUUUUCCGAAUCGGGUUCCUUGGGUAACUCGUCAGGUAGUGAUGUGACCUCUUUGUCAUCACAGUUACCCGACACCCCCAACAGCAUGGUGCCCAGUCCCGUGGAGACGUGAGAGCCUACCGGAGAGUCCUGCCCCAGCAUGCCCUCACCCGCCCUGCAUGAGAACCCUUCACCUCACCGCCUCGAACGGAAAAAAGGGAUUAACCAAGUUGGAUUUAAACAGUUUGCCAAACGGAGGAACCUGUCCAAGCGACUUUGGGGUUUCCAGACGUGUUACAAAACUGUUCUUCAAGCAUUCGGACCGUACACCUAGGAUGUCAAACGGAAUACGAACACAUUAUUUUUGUUUUGAUGAUGGACCACUGUCAACCAAACGAGUCUUAACAGUGUUUAUUCAAGACCAUCAAUGUGUAGCUUUAUCAACAAGUGGUGUUUUCCUUAUAAGACGAGGCCACUUUUUUGUCUUAAUGCGCAUGAUCUUCGAAGAUGUAUAGAAACUGAGUUGUAAAAUAUUUUAUCUUAACGAAUGGAGGACAGAUUGUAUAAACUUCUCGAUUAAAAAAGUAAGUUAUUGUUAUUUAUUGUCAGGACAACCGUCCGUACAAAAACUGAGAAAUUAUCUUAAUAAACGAACUUAAAUGCUGUUUAUGUCUGAGAAAACCUGCAUGCAAAGAUAACUAUAUCGUGUUACCUUUACAUAUCUUUUUCUAUAUUAUAACAAGAUGAGAUACAUUUCAGUUUCAAUACAUAUAGGCCUGAGAAUAAUUGUCCAAGGAGCUGGCAAAGACAUCACGAGCAACGUGAACAGAAUUAAAUAGUGA